Ostrea edulis (European flat oyster) is the source of this 8046-nucleotide messenger RNA. RefSeq lists its product as uncharacterized. Gene Ontology annotation, biological process: negative regulation of fatty acid biosynthetic process; double-strand break repair via homologous recombination; positive regulation of transcription by RNA polymerase II. Lineage: Eukaryota; Metazoa; Mollusca; Bivalvia; Ostreida; Ostreidae. Gene Ontology annotation, cellular component: BRCA1-BARD1 complex; plasma membrane; BRCA1-A complex. The record is from RefSeq and is a predicted model, not a curated record. The transcript has 19 exons. The coding region runs from base 100 to 7590 and encodes 2496 amino acids. Gene Ontology annotation, molecular function: ubiquitin-protein transferase activity; metal ion binding.
AAUGUUUGAAAACAAAGAAAAGACUAGAACGCGGGAGAUAUGGGUUUAUGCAAUGUUUUGGUCAAGUUAAAAUAAUAAUAACUGAAUUGUGUGUCGAGAAUGGAUUCAAGAACGAAGUCCAUUCAAGGUAUUCUGGGACUAAUGCAGAAAAAUUUGGAGUGUUCCAUUUGUUUAGAUUUGUUGACAAACCCAGUGUCCACUAAAUGUGAUCAUCCAUUCUGCAGGUUCUGUAUCACAGAAUUCCUGAAGACUAAGACAUCUGUUCCCUGUCCUCUUUGUAAAUGUCCAAUCACAAAACGAAGCCUCAAUGACAGACCACAGUUGUCUCACAUUGUGGAGAAUGUUCGCUUGUUACUGGGGGCCUUCUCAAAAGACACUGGAUACCAAUAUUCUCCUCCGAGGGAGACCUCCUCUGCUGAUUUUCUGUCCUGCACUCCUGAACAACUACCCCAUAAGGAGGUCAAAGGAACAAAGAGAAAACUACCUGUCUCUGACAAAAAGAAGUUGGGGAGAAGCAAUGUUCGCCAAAGCAAGAGACGAAGAUCAGACGUAGCACUAGAGGUUACUGAGGCAGGGGAUUCUGACAGACAGACAGACAAAGUCUGGGCAGAUCUACCCUCCGACAUUUCCACAGCCACAGAGAACAGGCCAGUCAUAUGUAAACUAAACCAAGAGGACUCAGUCACCAAUCAGAUUCUGUCUUGCCUUAGGUCAGGUUCUGAUGGAGUUCUAGUUUCCGCUAAUGGCGAUACUUCACAGACCAACUUAAGUGUACCAGUGUCUCGAACACGUGGAAAAUUAAGAGAAACCAAAGACAGAAAUCUGUUUGAUAGCUUCCCAGAAACUGUGCAGUCUGAAAGACAUCUCCGUCCCAAAGAUAAAAAAAAUUACAAUGAAGAUGAUCCAACACUGGAAACCUUUGAUGAAGAUCAGACUGAAAGUCAAGGUCAUUCUGAAGCUAAUUCACUGCCAGAAAGUACGCCUCGUGUUGCUAUGGUUACACGGACAUAUGACAAACAGUUUGUGAAUUCUAGAGAUACGCGGGGUACAUUCAAGGUCAAGGAGUGGCUAACCAGUAACCUUGGGAGAUGGAAAGGUCAAGGCCAUAAUCAAGGUACCAGUGACAUGGUGGACACAAACAGCGUUGUAGAAAAUGAUACUGAAGAGGUUCAGAGAGAUGACCUUCAGCUGGAUGGCCUUGAGAAUGAUUCCAGCAAACCAGAAGAAGCACAUUCUCUUGAUGAAGGGCCUGUGGAAACAAAUAGCCAUCAUUUACAUAAUGAAACAGCUAAGCCACCUUACUAUCUGUCAAAGGAAAUCCUCCAGAAAGAUAAAUUACGGACUGCCAGCACUGAGAACAGAAAUCAGGGCUCACGUAAGAUCUUCAAAUCAACCAGAAACAAUCAACAAAUGGAAACUUCAGUAAAACAAAAGAAGGGAAAGUUUCUCUUUAAAAAAAUCAAACCCAGGGCCGUAUCAGGGAUUUCCUCUGACCAGGUGAAGGCAGUGGAAUCGCUUGAAUGUGUGAAGUCUUCUGUGGAUGCAAGCAAAGCCAACCUUAAGCUCAGGGAGCUAAACUUGAAUACGUUUGGAAAUGAGUCUGAUCCGUAUGAAUUCAAGUCCAGCCAAGUUACUCCAGUGAAACCUAAAGUUCUGAAGAGACAGAAAAAAAUGGACAAGCGAAAGAAAGGUCAGGUAAAUGUUGUAAUACAAAACAUGUUAAACAGGAAGAGUGAGAAAUCUAUUCUGAAGAAAAUGACAAUGAAUGGCAUGGAAGUUAACAAUGAGGCAAAGGGUGGUAAAGAGGACACAUCAAGUGAUAGGGGAAAGAAGAAGAAACUGUCCCCAAAAGUUAUACAAAAGCAGAUGGAAGAGGAAGUAGCUCUGAGGGAAAUGCAAGAUAAAAUUAGUCAGGCUGAGGAAUAUGACCUUGUGACCUCUACACAGGAAGUGCUGGAUCACUUGACAGAGGAAGAAAAAGGAACUGAGGAGGUUGCUGUAAAAAACAAAAAGUAUGUGUCAUUUAAUCAGGAUGUCGUCUUCUUUAGUAGCCAAGAUCAGGGAAGGGUUAAGUGCUUGAAGGAGACAAGUGAAUCUCCAGAGAGUACCAAAGACUGUUGGAAUGGGAAGGAGAGAGAAGUGUCUGCUGAAAAGGAAACAGGAGGGGGUCGAGGAAUUGAAAAUGUGUUUACUGGAAAAAUUGGUUUGACGUCUGAUCAAGAAUCAGAAAACUUGAAGGAUUGUGUGAUGGUAGAAGAAUCAGAAAACUUGGAGGGAGCGAGUCAUGAAGGGGAUAUGUCUCCAAAGAGAAAGAAAGAUGAUGAUGUAGGAGUUAUUUCCCCUGAAGAAGAUGAUGUAGGAGUUAUUUCCCCUGAAUAUGAUGUAGGAGUUAUUUCCCCUGAAGAUGAUGAUGGGAAUUCAUCAUCGACAACUGAUCUUGACAUACAGCCAGAUGAGUCAGAAUUUGCAGUUCCUGAUUUAGAUAUUCAACCGAAAGAAAUACUGGAGAAACUAAAUUCACAAGACUUCAAUCCUUACAAUGUUGCAAAUGAAAAGAACAGCAUGGAUCACCAUGGAUCUGUAGAAGGAGUGGAUGUGGUUCCUGACAGCGAAGAUCGUAUACAAGACAGGAAGGCUCCUAUAAAGCUAAAUCUAAAGUCUAGCAGACAGAAAACUAGAAGAAUGAAAGAAUCCUUGGAAAGCAAAAUGGAAGAUGGAGGGAAUUAUGAGGUUGUGAACUGUGAGAACAGAAAAAAGAAAGAUAGGAAUGAGGAGUCAGAAGAUCAAAUGAUGCAUGCAGCAGAUGCAGUGAAAGAACCAGACAGGGAUGGAAGCAUUCAAACAAAUGAUUAUCCCAAGAGACGGGUCCCCUUAGGUGAUGUGAUCCCUGAGACACCAUUAAUAACAACAGAUAGGGAACUGACUGCGGAGGUCAGUAGCUGUUCUUCCCAGGAGAGAACCCUUACCAGAAAAAAUAGAUUGAAGAGAAGUCCAAAACUGCCGAAAGAGAGCCGUGUUGAGAUCGCGUGUGAAGAGACACCGGUGAACAAUGUCUUCUCAGAGGAGACUUCUCCAGCCAGAGUGAAGGAAGUAAGUGAAACUGUUGUUUCAUCUUCUCCAGGAAGGAAGACAUCUCAAGGAUGUGAGGACGGAUGUUCUGGGAGUGUGUCCACUCAGUUAUCCAGUGAAACACAAGAUAGUCAAUCUUCUUUGGGCAGAAGGUUGAGAAAGUAUCACAAGAGGCCUUCUUACAGGAAGGAUGCUUCAUAUGUUGUUCCAAGAACCCCGAUGUUGGAAGAAGCAAAAACAAUUGAUGGGAGCAGCACUGAUUGUUUUGCUGGAUCAUUAAAACAGAAUUUAGAUGGUGGUGCUAGUUCUCAACUUUCAUUGUCCAGUUUAUGCAGUACCCAAGAAAGUGUCUCAAUGUUGCUACCAGUUCAUAGAACAGUGGACAUUACUGAAGAGAAACAAUCAAGUAUUUCCCAAAAUCUUAAUAUGAAUUCUGAGUGUUUAUUAUAUAAUCACAGUGAAAAAAAGAAGUUUAAUGAAAGUAAUGGGCAAAAGAAGUCCUGUGAAGAAAUCAUUGAAGUCCUAUCACAGGGUGCUAAUGAGGACUUGGUGGUGAAAGAAUCACAGGUGGAGAGUACAAAGUCAUUAACAACCUUUCGUGUAUCAAACAGGUUAAGCCGGCCCAAGAGGAAAUGUUUCUCCCUGGUAAGUCCCGAGAAAGGACUCCAGAAAGAACUUCAUGGAAGGAAUGUUGUGAGUGCGAAGGGUGAUGAAGAGUUGACAGAACAAAACACCAACCCAGAAUUAAAGGCAGAACAGUCCAAAGAGGUUCCAGAAGUAUCAGAUGUAGAGACAGAGAGAAGGCAAGCAGUUCCUGAGAGCAGUCAUUCUGGUAUACAACUAUCAGGGGACAUUAAAAGUACUCCAUCGGAAGCAUUGAUUCCUACCCAGUUAUCGCUGAACAGCAUCAAGAAAAAAGAGGUGAAAUGGAGAAAACAGCAGAGUUCCCCAGAGGAUGUGUUCUUGAUGGACUCAGAAACACCAGGCAGUGGGUCAUGUUACGAAGAUCUGGUUCAGAAUCAGGAAGGUCUGCUGGACCUGGAGCUUGGUGACAUGGAGGAUGUGUGUGGUCAGGAUGUCGAUGACAGUCAGGUAAACAGCUCAUGCAGCAAGAAAGAAAGUGGAAUGGUGGGAGAUGCAAGAGAUAGAGUGAAUGACUUACAGGGUAUUUCCGACAAAACAAACAGGUCAUGUACCAGAAACCAGAAAAUGGAAGACAGCAGAGAUGAGGAAUCCGUUCAAGACAAUUAUCAUAACAGGGAGACUAAAAAGAGAAGCGAUGAAAGUCAAACAAUACUGACUAUUCCUGAUUCAAAGAAAGAUGGAGAGGAGCUUCUAGUAGAUCAAGGUAAAUUAAAUAUAGAUAAUGCUAGAGAUCUUCCAGCUGAAAAAGUACAUGUAGAAGUGAUGGAGGAGAGGGAUUCAUGGAGUGAAUCUGGCUCGCAUGAGAAGUCUGAGAGUUUAAGUGGAAGUGAAGUCAUCACAACAGGCAGGAGAGCAGUGAGAGGAUUGGCCCGGAAAUUGAAGCAGAAGAAUUUAAAUGAUAAUCACUUAAACAGAGAUGACAGUAUUGGAAAGCCUUCAACUGCAUCACAGAAAAACAAGUCCAACGUUUUGUUGACUGUGUCGGAGAAGACUGGACGGAACAAAGCACGGCGAGACAGCCAUGCCAAGGACAAUACAACAGAAGAAUCUAAAGAUCUGCAAGAGAAUGGAGCGGUGUGUAAAACUGUGGUUCCGGAGACGGUAGACAUCGGUGUGGAGGAACUUGAAUUUAAUGAUGAUGUGACAGCAGUUCCAGAGACCAUGGAAGAUGAUGUGGCAGGCGAAGAGGAACAUUGGAAUGUAGACAAAGAAGUUAGCAUGGCAGGUGAAGAAGACCAGGAUUUAGAGGAGGAAGAUGGUGUGGCAGGUGUAGAAAACCAAGAUGUAGAGGAAGAAAAUAGUGUGGCAGUCAGAGAAGAAGACCAGGGUGUAGAAGAGAAAGUGGACAUCAAAGAUAAAAUAUUUGAUGAAAAUACAUUGGAUGAAGAUCUCACAUGCAUUCAGGAAAGUGUGGAUAAGAGGGAUACCCAGAAGGGAACUCACAAGCAGGAAUCAUCAUUCUUAGUGAAAGAAAGUGAACUGCUGAUAGAUGAUACCCAAGAAUUUCAGGGUAUGAAUCUAGAUAAUCUUGUAUCUAGACCAAAGCAGGAGACGAGACAGGAUGGUGUCAAUGGAGAGAUAGCUGUCGGUGACUUAGAGACUCAGAUGGAAGAUGGGGGUUACAUGGCAACAGCAGCAGAUGAUGAACCUCUAUUUAACUCCCCUGAGAGUUCACCUCUACCCCACAUCCUUGAAGAGGAGUGUGAGAUACCACAGGAAAACCCAUCAGCUUAUAAGAAUGCUGGGAAAUCGAAGGUGAGAGAGAAUUUUGGGAAAUUAGAGGUGAGAGAGAAUGUUAAUGGCAGUGAUUCCAGUGGCUUUGAACUUCUUCCUGAGGACACCCUACCCGACCCUGGUCAUCAGAACACCAGGGAUGGUGCUGGAAAUAAUGCAGACUUUGUAGAGAUUUGGGAAGGGAAAAACCAUAGGAAACAGAACUGUGCAUCUGAAAAGAGGUGUAGGAAAGGGAAGGGGUGUGAUGAUUUAUACAAUGAUAAGAAAAGGUGGGAAAACUUUAUAGAUCUUAGUGAUGAUGAUGAUGAGGAGGAGAUAACAGCUGAUAACAAGUUAAUUGGUACAAGAAGGAAUCCGAUAAAGAAGGGAGAAGUACAUGAUGAUGAUGAGGAGGAGGUUAUCAGGAGGAAGAAGACAAAGAGGGCUCUGAUAAUAUCAGAUGAUGAGGAAGAUGAAACUGAAAUCAAGACAUUAGAUACCUCCAGGGUCUCAAACGAAGAGGAUUCAGAUAUGUCCCAGGAGAGCCUCGCAAGUCGACAAAUGAACCUCACCUCAUCAUCAGCAUUCACAAGUCAGAGUGAAGGAUUUAACACACAGAAUGAGGUUUUGCUGAGACAGGAGUUGGAGAGAAUGAAGAAAGAAAUGGCUGAAAUUGAAUCUCGGAUUCAGAAAGGACACAGCACCCUGAUAGAGAAGAAUCCUUGUAGUCCUGAUCUGUCACCAGAAGUUACCGAGGAGCCGUACUCACAGUACUUAAAAGAACUACAAGACGAAGAAUCUGACGAUGAUUUUCCUCACCAAUCUCCGAAUUCAGUGUGCAAGGUGGCCGACAAAGUGGAGACGUACCAUUCAGAGGACAGUAGUGAUUUGUUCCUUAGUCCUCCGCCCCCCUCCCCUCCCCCCAGUGAUGGUCUAGCAACAACGGGGAUAGAAGUGGAAUUUCCAGAACAUUUUCAGGAAACCAAAGAUUUAUUACAACAGUUUGGAAGUGGAAAGAAAAUCUUACCAGGAAAUGAAGGACUAGGAAUAGAGACUGGAAGACGGGCUGGGAGUGAAAAUGUCGUAGAUGAUGGCGAGGACUGUUUAUUGGAGAUGGAAGAUGAAAAAUGGCCGACUGAGUUCAUGGAUCCUUGUCGAAUUGCUGAAUCACCGUGUAAUGCUGAUAAUAACAAAAGAAAACAAUCGGGAACCUCACAGAGGGAACACAUGGUAGUACAAGAAUCUCCACAAAGUCAAAAAUCCGGUAAACGUUCUCUGGAGAGACUGAAGGAUCUGUAUCAUUCUACACCAGUAGCAAACAGACAUCAAGGCGGAAGAAAAAAUACUCUGUCAUUUCUGUCCCCUGUCGUGACACCCAAGGAACUAUCGGAAUCGCCCCAAAUAGGGACAAAGGCAUCGUCCAGUGGAAAUGUUCGUAGUCCAUUCUUGCAUAAUUCACUAGGAACGUCCAAUCAGAGUAAAGUCUUCAUAGCCUCCGGUCUUCCUCUCAGUCAGUUGAAUGAGCUUCGUAGACUGAUCCAGAGUCAUGACAAUAAAUUUCACUCCAAGUUUACUCCAAACACCACCCACCUCAUUGUGAAAACAGUGCCCCCUGGGUGCAGGAUGUGUGAGAGGACCCUCAAGUUUUUCCAGGCCUUGGCCUGUAAGUGCUGGAUCUUGGACUACCUCUGGGUGACAGACAGCUUGGCUGCUGGGAGACUCUUAGAGGAGGGGCCCUAUGAAAUCACUGCAGAUACUGUGACGAACGUACAUCACUACGGACCCAGAAAAUCCAGAACUCGUUCUCCUACAGAUCCAGGCAUUUUAGAGAGAAUUCAGUUCCACAUCAUUGGAUCCAGUCAGAGUCUUAAUCCAGAUGACAUAAGAGAUCUGGUAGAGACUAGUGGAGGAUUGGUGGUGCUUGACCCAGAGGAAUUCAAACACAGUCAAAUCUGUCUGAUCAUCACGUGUGCUGACUUAGAAGAUAGUCAGGAAACUCUCCCCUCCCAGGAAAUUAUCCUAUAUAACAGACUGUAUAGAAGGUACAAAGCAGUUACAGUGUCCAGGGAAUGGCUGCUGGAUUCUCUGACUGUGCAGGAGUUACAGCCCCUGAAUGAUUACGUACUGACCUCGGUAAAGGGAAUGGUCAUACCAGCCCUGUGAUGAGUACAUAGAGAGACUGGUUUACUGUACAGAGAUGUAUGUGGUACCACUGACAAAAUUACCGCUGACAGAAAAUAGUUCCAGCAGAGGAGAUUCUGUUUGGCCAGGGUGAAAAGAAUGGAUAUGUAAUUCUAUUUACAGGCCUGCAGGUAUUAAGUUGUACAAGGUGCUUGAAACCUUCCUGUGGGUGUUGUAUUGUCCACACAAUCAUAUCAAUUAGUUCAAUACGCCAUGCAUUUUAAAGAAAUUUCUUGUGUGUGAUACUGCAUUUGUUUAGAUUAGUGUGUGAAAUAAGUAUUUAGGUGUUGCUGAUUUCAGAGUAUGUUGUACUUUGUUUAUUAUAUGUAUUUAUAAAUUACAAUUUGUUGUCAACAUUAAUUUUAUAUCUUUGUUGCAGAAUGUAAUCAGGCUGUGUAUAGUCUUUGUUAAAGACAAAUAAAUGUAAUUAUUACAUAC